Messenger RNA from Punica granatum (pomegranate), 796 nucleotides. The record is from RefSeq and is a predicted model, not a curated record. NCBI's taxonomy places the organism in Eukaryota, Viridiplantae, Streptophyta, Magnoliopsida, Myrtales, Lythraceae.
GAGAGUAGCAGAGUGAUAGUGAAGAUGGCCAGCUCAACCCAGCUCAGCCUCUUCCUCGUCCUCUUCAUCUUCGUCUCCGCCGCUUACGUCGUCUCCGCCACCGACCACAUUGUCGGCGCCAACAAGGGGUGGAACCCCGGCUUCAACUACACCCUCUGGGCCAACAACCAGACCUUCUAUGUCGGCGACCUCAUCUCAUUUAGGUACCAGAAGAUGAUGUACAAUGUGUUCGAGGUGAACCAGACUGGGUACGACAACUGCACGACCGAAGGGGCAAUUGGGAACUGGACCAGUGGCAAGGAUUUCAUUCCCCUCAAGGAGGCCAAGAGAUACUACUUCAUCGGCGGGAAUGGGCAGUGCUUUAAUGGCAUGAAGGUCUCCGUUUUGGUCCACCCCCUGCCCCCACCCCCUUCGUCUUCCGCGAGUCUCAACCUUUCUUCCAACAGCUCGUCUUCAGCUCAGAGGUUGGACUUUGAUGGCAGAUUCAUGGGUUUGAGGGCUAAUCUAGUUGCUGUUUUUGGUGCUUUGAUGUGGUUUGGAUCUGGUUUAAUUCUCUAGCUGUUGGAUUGGGUUUUAGUAAUGCUAGUGAAAUGCCUUUGCUUUUGAUAUUUCCAAGUCAUGGGAAGUUUAUUUCAUUUUAGUUAUUGUCUCGGAACUGUAUGUAAUCUGCUGAAGAAGUUUGUAUUUGAAAGAUAGCCAUUCUUGGAAAGUAGUCAUUUUGUUUUUAAUUAGUUGGCAUAGUUAUGAUAUUUCAAGCGGCAUUGUUAAAUAUGAAUUAGCCCUUUUAGUUUGAUGA